This is a messenger RNA of Orbicella faveolata, 1438 nucleotides long. RefSeq names its product QRFP-like peptide receptor. Gene Ontology annotation, molecular function: G protein-coupled receptor activity. The record is from RefSeq and is a predicted model, not a curated record. Gene Ontology annotation, biological process: G protein-coupled receptor signaling pathway. Gene Ontology annotation, cellular component: membrane. Lineage: Eukaryota; Metazoa; Cnidaria; Anthozoa; Scleractinia; Merulinidae.
GUCAUAUAAUUAUCUCCUCGAUCGAAACUAAAACUAAGGAGAAAACGAAGAAUAAAUGUCUUCAAAAUCUAUGCUGACUAAGAUCAGACAUCCAAACACCACCACGGUUAUGACUAUGAAUUAUUGAUGAUUUGAGAAGGAAAUUUGAUGCACGUCCAAUUAAUAAUAACAGCAGCACUUUUGUUAAUGUCACAAAUAGGCGUUGGAUCUCCGUACCACGCCAUUCGUUAAGGUAAUUAUUUUCGCGCGUAUGACGGCAUCAAGGUAAGCCAUUAUCCUGCCUUCGGCAGCACGUACAUAGAGUGCCGUUAUUAAGUGAACAAACCAGAAGACAACUUAUUGCAUAAGAACGGAAAAAGAAUUAACGGCAAUGUGGGAAAACGUAAAUACAACGAUGAAUGGAUCACAGCCAUCGACCUGUUUCAACAAUCCUACAGCAGAAAAAAUCGGAAAAACGUUUUUUUACUGCUCGAUCUUGCUUGUUUCGCUGGCUGGGAACACCGCCAUUGGUAUAACUGUUUACAAGACCAAAACCAUGAGAAAACCCAUCAACUUUUUAAUCUUAAGCAUGGCCAUGUCGGAUCUGCUGUAUCCGAUUUUCUUGAUCCCUAUGUCAAUUCAAGGGCUCUAUACAGACUCCUGGCUGAUCGUUGGUCCUCUUGGCCAGGCCUUAUGUAAGCUGGUUUUCUUCUUAACACAUGCCUCCGGACUUGUGUCUAUUCUAAGCAUGGUUCUGAUAGCAGUGGAUCGAUUUGGAGCUGUGGUAUUUCCUCUCCGUUCUCCGCCGAUCAGUUCAAAACUGUGCCCGUUCUUCAUUCUCACCACUUGGAUCAUCGCGAUGGCUGUAUUCUCCCCAUAUCUCUUCGCCAGGAAACUUGUUGAAUAUCCAGAAAGAUUGGAAUGUGGGAUGCAUUGGAACGAAGUCUUUGCAGAGACCUUGUCUUUUCAAAAUUACUUCGUGUCAUUUUCGGUCGUAUUCAUUUUUAUCCCGUUAGUGUUGAUAGCCAUACUAUACAUUAUCAUCUUUUUAAAGCUCAAGUCGCGGAAGAUUCCAGGCGAGCAAUCGGCCAACACUGAAGCUGGGCAACGUCGGCAAAGGAAACGAAAUGUGUUAAAAAUGGCCAUUGCUAUUGUGUUGGGGUUUGCAAUUUGCUGGUUGCCCUUCGUUAUCAUGUGUUUACUCGUCUUCUUUGCAUCGGAUGUCUUGAUGUCCUGUGACUUGCGGUAUUUUAACUCGUUUGUUGUUUUAAUGGUUAGCGCAAAUUGUGCCAUAAAUCCUUGCAUCUGUUUUAUUUUCAGUAGCAAUUAUCGCGAAGGACUUAAGAAUCUCCUGAGAUAAAUGUCUUUUGAGCAGUGUAUUAGCCCGGCGAUGAUACUUCUGUAUAGUCUGUCGAGAGGUUCAGUGGACCGAAAACGUAUAAUAAACGUUAACUUAAAA